Racocetra persica is the source of this 163-nucleotide messenger RNA. NCBI's taxonomy places the organism in Eukaryota, Fungi, Glomeromycota, Glomeromycetes, Diversisporales, Gigasporaceae. The record is from the annotation of a GenBank genome assembly.
AUGCAGAAACAAGAGCUAGAAGGCAAAAACAAGCAAGUUUAUGAAUUUAGCAUAAAUAUGAUUGAUCUAUUUGGUAGCGAAGAAGUAUACAACAAGGAAUAUGAAGUUGAAGACUGUCAUAUUAACAGGAAUUCUUCUAUGUGUACACCAUGUAAAAAGUGUG